AUGGCUCUAACUGAAGCAACAGAGAGCCCUGGGCCUGCGGCUACGCUGAAAGAUGCACCAGUUACUUCAGAUGGAGUAACGGAAACAGCAGAAACAGCAGCAGGCCUGGAGGGGGGAACAAAAAACUCAGGUGAAACCCCAAAAGAAGGUGAAACGAAAUCGCACCACUAUAGUGGAGCAUCAAACUUUAGCAAUAAGGAGCGAAUGCAAAGGAUCUUAGAAAGAAGGCGCAGGGCGGAGCAAAAAAUCCAAGAGGCACAUAGUCUGAAAUUCUUAAAUCAUGGCGUUGAUGUUCAAUUGCGAAGUGCUUCGCAAAGUUUUCUUGCAAGGGGACGCGCUGCUUUAGGAAAAUGCUUCACAUUUUGGGUGAGCUGCACAAAAACAGGCACUAGAGGAUCGAAAAAGACAGAGCCCAAUCCUGAAGAAGUUCGAGCAGAGAACAUGGCGGACCAAGCUGAAAAAGAUAUAGAAGCAGAAAUAGACAUUUCUUGGCAGGCAAUAAAAAAGCUGAAAAGUGAAUUCCUGAAAGAAAAAGAGAACAUUAAAGCGACGGGAAACGAAAAACGGAUGAAAACGGAGAAGGAAGACACGAUCAAAACUCAAGACGAAGCCGAAGCAAGUGUCAAGGCAAGCAUUGAACAUCAAAGAACCUUGCAGAACAAGCGUCUCGAGACUCUACCAACUCUCCUAACAGAAGCAGUCGCCCCUAUGUGUCACGAAUCUCCAUGCCCUCCCCCAUCUGCCGCUGCUGAUGGUAGAGAGAGCCAGCCGCCACCGAAGCUGCAGCAAAAGCUGCAACAGCUUGACACCUUAAUGAAGUCUGUGGGUUUGGAGGAACUGCUUCUGAACGAGUUUAAGAACUUGAAAAAAGAUGAGGAGGCUCUUUUUGCUGAAGACGCAAAAAGGAAGGAACAGCAUUUUGUCGAUUGCAUUGCCGAUCAGAAAGAAGAGCUUAAAGCGACUGUGGCUAUCAUGAACGCAGAGUAUGCUUCACUGAAACAACAAGCAGAUGCCGAGCUGUUGCGGCUUGAACAAGUAAUGCUCUCAAAACGAAAAGCAGUCUUGGAGCUGGAAGUACACCUAGAGUCUCUGCUUGCGGCCUACCACCUCAACCAGGAAAAACUGAACUACAACGUUCAGCUCCUGACUGAGCGAAACGCAGCAAAUGCAGCAGCGCUCGCGCAACAUCGUACGAAACUAAACCACUGCAGAGAGGCUCUUACCAAGAUUGCAGCAAGAUUUAGAGAAGUCAGGAAGAAAUAUCUGCUGGAAAACGUGCAAGCAACGACUGAGUGUAGGCGGUUGUGGCAGCAAUACGAAGAGCUCGGAAAGGCAGCUACGCAGAAGAAAAAAGUGGACCAGACCCUUUUCAAGCAACUGUGGAAGCAUCAUGAACAAGAAGUGGCGAAAACCCUAUGA
Molecule: messenger RNA, 1419 nt
Organism: Cyclospora cayetanensis
Lineage: Eukaryota; Apicomplexa; Conoidasida; Eucoccidiorida; Eimeriidae
Product: dynein regulatory complex protein 1
Exons: 8
Coding region: 1-1419 (472 amino acids)
Biological process (GO): axonemal dynein complex assembly; cilium-dependent cell motility; regulation of cilium movement
Cellular component (GO): axonemal dynein complex; axoneme
Source: RefSeq, a predicted model, not a curated record